CGCGCGCCCAGUCGCUUCCGCCCAUUCAUCGCUGUCGAGGGCGGCAGCUUCCUGGCGCCAGCGGCGGCGCGGCCUACUCGGAGGAGGCCUCCGCACCGCCCGCGCCUCGGGGCCCGCCCGCCCGGCGGCUCUCCUCUCCCCGCGGGGUGGCCGCCACUCCCCGCCGCAGGCCACCCGGCCCCAGUGCCGUCCUCCCGCCGCCAUGAAGCUCGUCAGGUUUCUAAUGAAGCUGAGCCAUGAGACUGUGACCAUUGAACUGAAGAAUGGGACGCAGGUGCAUGGAACUAUCACAGGAGUGGAUGUCAGCAUGAAUACGCAUCUCAAAGCAGUGAAAAUGACACUGAAGAACAGAGAACCCGUACAGCUGGAGACACUGAGUAUUCGAGGGAAUAACAUCCGAUACUUCAUUCUGCCAGACAGCUUGCCACUGGAUACUUUGCUAGUGGAUGUUGAACCAAAAGUCAAAUCCAAGAAAAGAGAAGCAGUUGCUGGAAGAGGCCGUGGCAGAGGCCGUGGCAGAGGCCGAGGUCGUGGAAGAGGAAGAGGGGGCCCAAGACGAUAACUUCUCACCUUGCAACUGUUACCCAAAAUUGCCCAGAAUUUGGUAUUUUUUUUUUGUACAGGUCUUGUUUAUGGUAUCCAUUUUUAAUAAACUGAAAUGUGACAAA
Molecule: messenger RNA, 668 nt
Organism: Phalacrocorax carbo (great cormorant)
Lineage: Eukaryota; Metazoa; Chordata; Aves; Suliformes; Phalacrocoracidae
Source: RefSeq, a predicted model, not a curated record